GAAUGAGUGAUUACACGAAGUGUUUCUACUGUGACGGCGGUCUGUCUAAUUGGGAGCCGGGAGACGAGCCGUGGACAGAACACGCCAAAUGGUUCCCCGACUGUCGCUUCGUUGUGCUCAACAAAUCGCAGGCAUUUGUCGAUGAAUGCAAACAAAUGCAAGUCAACGAAAGGCACACCAAUUCCCUCAAUGAGAACGAAUCCGAUCCCGAAAUAUACAGCGAUUACGACUCCGACGAAGAAUCGGUGAACGCGUUGGGCAUCCGUGCCGUCAAUGAAUGGAUGAAUACAGAUAUUGUGCUCCAAAUAAUGGACAUCAAUGUGGGAACCGUUGAUCAGGUGAAGGCUGUGCUCAACAAAAGAUGGCACGAAGUGAGACAACCGUAUACUUCGUUCGCUCAGCUCUACGAUGCGGUCACUUCCCAACGCAGGAGUGAUUCAAAUGUACAAAAUUUGAUAAACCGAAACCAAAGCGUAGAGGAGACCCACAAUUCGGAUGAUCUCUACAGCAGUUCCAGUGAUGACGACUAUCAUUCUGGUGGAGAAGAGCUGCCGAACUCUCAGUCGUCGCUGUCGUCGACCGCAUCGUCACUAUCCAACUAUUCUUCGUCACCCGAAGUGUCGCCAAUUGAUUGUGAAUCGAGUCGUGUGGAAGACAAUCGUUUAUUGUGUAAAAUAUGUUUAGACCGCGAGAUAGGAGUGGUGUUCCUCCCGUGCGGCCAUCAGUUGGCGUGCACUCAAUGCGCCCCCUGUGUGGCCGACUGUCCCAUAUGUCGCAAAGUUAUUCGCGGGACAGUUAGGACUUUCUUCUCAUGAAUACUAUUCACAUAUUCAUUAUAUUGAGCACUCAUUACACAUGUCUAUAGAGUCCUAAUUUUGUUUAAAUUUCAACUUCUUUUGUAAUUUUAAACCAAACAAUUAAUCCAAAACUUCUUUCAAAAAUUGUAUUUCUUUUCAAUUAAACGUUUCUAAUAUUGUUUUUUACUAAACUUUUUUUAAUUUGAGAAUAACGCCGGGAAUAGCGCUUUCAUUAGUGACACAAUUUGAUUUAAGAU
Messenger RNA from Medioppia subpectinata, 1054 nucleotides. The record is from the annotation of a GenBank genome assembly. Lineage: Eukaryota; Metazoa; Arthropoda; Arachnida; Sarcoptiformes; Oppiidae.